UCGGUCGGAUAAACGAAACCAAGUCUCCAUUUUCCGUCUUAUAUCCUAUUGAUUGCAAGAUUAUUUAAUAUCUAAUCCAGUUCCAUUUUAAUUUAUAAUAAAAAACACCAUUUCAUAUUGUGAAAAAAUAAAAAUUAAAGGUGAUUUUAUUGUAAGUUCUUGUCAAGUUUCGUGAAAAUGGCAACCCGACACUUAAUUGUCAAAUUGAAAACAAAUCGCAAAAGUAACAAAAUGUAUAGAAUUGAUGGAAUUGGAAAAUUACAUUAAUAGUUACAAACAGUAAAUAAAUAGAAACUAUAAUGAUCCACAAACUAAUUGACACGAGUGACGACAUAAGAUAAAAAGGAAGAUAAAGUUUUAGUGCCAUAAAUACUGACGAUAUUGAUCAAAUAAUCACUGGCGAUGGAUUAUUGUUUACCAUGAAAAUAAUGCAAUGUUCCUUUGACUGUAUAAAUAUAUCGGAGUAAUGGGGUGCCUUCACAGUAAAAAAGAGGUUAUCGAUUUACAUCCGAAUAUUUUUCGUGUGAUGAAUAUCGAUGACAAUGGAGAAGAACUCUGUACAGGUCAAUUAGAGAUUACAGAGUCCGAUAUUGUUUUGUACAGAGAAGGAAGAGACUCUACUGUAUGGCCUCUACACUCUUUACGACGAUACGGUUUUGAAGCAGAAAUAUUUAGUUUUGAAUCAGGGAGAAGAUGUGAGACAGGAGAAGGAAUUUAUGCAUUUAGAUGCAGAAGGGCUUCUAUACUAUUUCGUACUUUACAACAACAAAUUCAAUUAAGAAAUGUCAUACAUGAUUCCGUGCCAUAUCCUGUAUCCCGAUUAACACCAUCCCCUCAGGGACGUCAAACAUUACAGGCCUCUGUAGUUCAUCGUUCGUCAAUUGAUAAUGGACAAGUAGAUGCUGCUGGACCGACUCAUAACAGCAAUCUUUCCAACAUAGCUUCACAGAACACUGUCAUGAGAAAUGCCACCCAGUCACCUAGGUCUCCAUCAAGUGCUGACAUUUUAGAAGUGAUGCCAUUAAACCCUCGUCCUCAAGCAGCUAAUAGUCAAGUUACUAAUGUGUAUCAAGUAAGGGAUUUUAAAAGAGAACAUAACAACAACCAAGAUGCAGCUACAUCUACAGACACUCGGCAUGUAUACAGUAAUGAUAUAAGUAGAGAUUUGGCCGUUCUUAGAAACACUUUGCGACAAGAAACUGCUUUGAAUACUAUGAAAGAUAUUGAAGACGAAACAAGAUACUUGGAAAGUCGCUAUAUUAAUGGAAAUGUUCCUAAAAGUUCAGUUAGUAAAACACUAUCACCAACAUUAAGUAGUAACAGCGAACAUUAUGCACAGCUCAGUAUAGAACAACAGGAAGCGGCAAGAUUGUAUGUUAAUGUUGCCCCAGCUGAUACAAAUCUAUCUGAAACUGAGAAAAAUGACCCUAUUCCCACAACACCACUGACACCUAAACAAGUUGAAUAUUGUAACUUAACUAUCAACAACAAGCAAGAAAUUAACAGUUAUGCAAACUUAUUGUUAGGGGAAAUAGUUGAGAACUCUAAAAACUUAAAACCAAGUCUUCAUUUCAAUAUUCCAGAUCCAAAUCAGAAGUUUUCUGAGUCUGAUACUUUCACUUCAUUGUCACCAGUGGAGGAACUUGAAGUUAACUAUGCUAUUCUGGAUAUAGAUUCUAACAAAGAUUGUACGAAAGCAACAAGAGAAUUAGUUUCACCAGAAAAUCAAUCUUAUACAAGUUCAAAACAUGAAAGCACCGCCUCACAUUCAUCACAAACUCGUGGGCGUUUGGUGUCUCAGAAUAGCUUUGAUAAGACAACCACAACAAACACUUUAUCAACUGUGGCACCUUUGAAUGUUGGGUAUACUACGAUUGAUUUUGAUAAAACAGUUGCAUUGACAUCUGUUGCUUCGGGCGAUAUUAGUGACUGCUCAAGAAAGACACGACACAAUUCAUGCAGUAUUGCAUGCGGCAGCCCUGCUGGGAUUGACAAAACGCAUAAAUGAAAGUAUCUAAAUAAUUCGAUUUUACAAAAAUGGUUAAAAAUAGAUUAAAUUUAUUGUACCUAAAAGAAAUAUCUGCCAAAUAUGUUAAGUUAAAAUUGUUUAGUAUAAAAUCAAAAAUAUUUUUAAUCUAGUUAGACUAUAAGCACAAUUGUAACUGUCAAAAAUGCAUUCAGAUCAAAUGAGUAGUACCAUAACUGAUUGCCAAGUACAACUUAAAUUAUAAAAGCAUUGUGGCAAAUUGCUAUUCUACCAAUUUUGUUCUUCUAUCUGUUGGUAACAUGGCAGAUAGCAACAUGCCUUCAUGUGCUCUAAAUUUUGUCUUUUAUUUAAUGUGACUAAAUUUAUUGCUUUAUGUAAUUCAAAAAGUGGAAAUGCUGAUUACAGUAAUGCUGAUUAUAGCGUAGCUUUAAGUGUUAGGACAAGGCUAAUUUGCCAAUGGCGUAGUUAUUGCCAAAGAUUUUUUAAACCUAAGUAAAAAUCAAAGACUCGUAUUUUUUUAAUUACAAUAUUUUGCAUAAUUUGUUAAACAAAUAUUUAUAAUAAAGAUGUUUUUUUUUGAAUAAGACAUUUAGUUUGUAGAUAAUAAAUGUAAGUGUAAGGUAGGCAGACUCGCCUAUAACGUCUACCUACGGCCAUCGAACAUAGUGAUAAAAAUAAAUUAGUUAACAUGUAACCAAAUGACAUUUCUGUUUUAUAUUUUAAUUUGCAUAUGUAGUGCAAUUGUCGAUUUACAACAAUAAUGUAUAAAAAUAAAAGAAAUAUAAUUUGUA
Molecule: messenger RNA, 2778 nt
Organism: Papilio xuthus (Asian swallowtail)
Lineage: Eukaryota; Metazoa; Arthropoda; Insecta; Lepidoptera; Papilionidae
Product: fibroblast growth factor receptor substrate 2
Exons: 3
Coding region: 467-2008 (513 amino acids)
Biological process (GO): fibroblast growth factor receptor signaling pathway
Cellular component (GO): cytoplasm
Molecular function (GO): transmembrane receptor protein tyrosine kinase adaptor activity; fibroblast growth factor receptor binding
Source: RefSeq, a predicted model, not a curated record